AUGAGACUUUCUAUCCUCUCCGUCUUCUCUCUUGUCGGCGCCGGCAUGGUGUCCGCCCUUCCCCAGGAGUCCAACCUGUCCAUGAAGCGCUCUGAUACCUCGGAAUGUGUCGGUCCUCUCCUCUGCUGUGGUACUCUCACCACUCCUCUCGACCCCGUUGUCGACCCCCUCCUGUUGGCUCUUGGCAUUGAUGCUGCCAACAUCGUUGGAUCCAUUGGUCUUCUCUGCCAUGGAUACGAGGAAUCCAGCUGUCCCACUAAGCCCCAGUGCUGCACCGAGGCUAAUCUCCUGGGUGGCACCCUUGCUCUUGGAUGCGCGGAUCUGAAAUAG
This is a messenger RNA of Penicillium expansum, 330 nucleotides long. Its product is annotated as hydrophobin family protein. Lineage: Eukaryota; Fungi; Ascomycota; Eurotiomycetes; Eurotiales; Aspergillaceae. Gene Ontology annotation, cellular component: fungal-type cell wall. The coding region runs from base 1 to 330 and encodes 109 amino acids. Gene Ontology annotation, molecular function: structural constituent of cell wall. The transcript has 3 exons. The record is from RefSeq and is a predicted model, not a curated record.